UCCUCCUCACAUCUUGGAGUAAAGAUACAAGGGCUAUGGAGGUACCAGGGAAGAAACUGCAAGCAGGGCCGAAUGCAGAGGAUACAACCUACUGCCAGCCAUGUGAACAAGAUGACGAAAACCUUCCGGCUGAGGCCUACUGUACCGUAUGCAAGGAGUUCUUCUGUUCUAAAUGUGCAAGUCUUCAUAGAAAACAGAAAAUGUCUAGAUCUCAUACCCUUCUUGACAAGUCUAAUAUGCUAACAGUUAUCAGUGGUCCAGAAAAUAAACACGAAUACACAGAGCCUUGUGGGGUCCAUCCCGAAGAGUUUAUCAAAUACUUUUGCAACACCCACCAAACCCUGAUUUGUGGACACUGUGCAGUGCAGAACCAUAGAUCGUGUCAUGCUGAUGUCAUAUCAGAUGUCUCGAAGGCCUUCAAAAAUGGAAAAGAGUAUGGGGAUGCCAUAAAAACAAUUGCCGGCUUAUUUGAAGAUAUUGAUUCAUGCGCGUCUAGUGUGGAGAUAAACGUUGACGUUGUAGUGAAGCUUGGUGUAAAUGAGGUUUACAAGCUGAGAAGAUACCGAGAAGAAGUUAACAAGUAUUUUGAAGAAAGAGAACAGGCACUGUUAAAGCUCAUCGAGAAGACGAAAAACAUGGACGAAGAACUACUGGGGUCUCUGAAACCGAAAUAUGAAAAUCUUAAGUCCAAGGUAGAAGAAAUAAAUACCACACUUGAAGCACGAGGAAACAACAUGAUACAGUUGUUCAUUGAGACCAACAGAGCAAAGGAGCUAUUAGAGGGUCUGCAGAUUGAACUUGCUCACAUUAACAAAGAAAAUGUAAUUCACCAUUACGAAUUCAGAAAGGAUCCAACUACAGAGCGUCUUAUUGUAUCUGACACAGGACUUGGGACUUUAGAACACAUUGUGACUGAACCGCACAAGAUAGCAUCUGCAUCAGGUAUAUCGGAAUAUUUAAUAACUUUUGUAAUCACCUUUGAUGAAACCGAAUAUAACAAUUAGUUUAUUAAGACCUGUCCAAUGGUAUAAAUAAAACAAUUAUGUAAAGUAUAUUGUCAUACAUGUAUUUCUAGAUAUAUAUAUAUAUAUAUAUAUAUAUAUACAUAUAUUACAUUCAUUGCACGUCUCUUAACAAACACGUACCACAUAAUUGUGAAGUUAUUUAUAGAAUAAAAGGCAUGGCCUUGUACUAUUCACUUUAGCUUUGUAAUAGUAUUAUUAUAAGUUUAAUAACAAAGGAAGUGAGCAAAAUCAACAUAACUUCACAUUAACGUACGAUGCACGUUUUAUAAUUAUAUAACGAUAUACAAAAGUAUUUCAUAACAUUCAUAAUCUCGUUCCUAUCUGAUGAGGACAGUUGUUUUCUUAACCUAUAAACAGAUUGCAAAAACGUUUAAUACAGGAUUUUCUGAGUUGAAGAUUAUACCGAUAAAUACAUUUGAAAUAGUUUUCACAUUCUAUGACCCAAUCACAGAUACAAUAAAGUUCAUUACGAGAUGUACAAAAGCCCUAAUUUUUAGAAACUACAAGUGCUUACUUGUCACGUAUUGAGGUUAUCAUAGGUAUAUAUGCAUAACCAUAUAUUUUAAGGUAGCCACUGUACAGUUAUGUGACCAGUGACCCAUAUUAUCAUUUUGGUAUUAAUUGAAAAGACUUAAUUAGAGGAGAAAGAAUAUGUAAUUUAUUUAACUAAAACAAUUAUUAUAAAGAAGUUUAUUUACCUUGAAAGAUUGCCAAAUAGGUCAUUCCAAGCCGGAUUUCAAAUAAGAUAAUGAACACAAUUCCAAUCUGCAAAACAUUCAUCAUUUAUUUUCGGUGAUUUGUUUUAACAAUAAGUAAUCAACUAACAAUGCCCAUUCAAACGCUACCAAAUCUGCAUGGGGUCAGCAGGUUCAAAAAUAUAUCCUUAGUAUUAAUUUCUAGGUGAAAGCUUAUGUUUUGUGUGUUCACCCUUUUAGUUAUGUCAUAUUUGUUUUAACAUCUAAAAUAGAAAUAAAAAGACAAGGAUGUAAUAUAAUAAUUCAAAUUAUAGAUGAUGUUUUGUUUUAGAUGAUAUCAUUAUUGAUAUAACUGAAAUUUAAUACACUUGUAUGUAGAAAAUUCCCUAUAUUUAUGAAAUGUUUUGUGAGGUAUGUUCCUGUGGUGUGCCCCGAACCACGCAUGCCAUAAAUGUACGGGGGAUAAUAAAAGGUAGCACACACAAAAAAAAAUGUAUGAUGCUACAAUACUUGAAAUAUGUUUUAUAAAGGCCACCGAUGUCGUGAAUUUAAAGAGUAUGAGAGUCCAUUUGGGAAACUUAAAAAUCUAAACUAAUUUUGUACAUAAACAUAAAACUGUUUACAUACAUAACUGUACUAUUAUUUUGAAUGAAAGGUCACUGUGACCUUCCCAAAUAAAACAACACUGAUUUUGAGUGAUUAUAUUCAAUUUAAUACCAGUCAUUUGCAAAAUUAAAACAAAACAGCAACAAUGGGUAUACAAUUAUGCUAAUUUUGUUGUUGUUGUUGUUGUUGUCGUCGUCGUCGUCAUCGUCGUCGUUGUUGAUGAUGAUGAUGAUGAUGAUGAUGAUGAUCCCACGCAAUAAUUGUAUCGUUUAAAAUGGGUUUGUUUCCUAAAUAAGUUUUGGAUAAUUUAUGUACCUUUCAACUGAGCAAAACAUAGAUGAUAAUUGUUUGUUUCAGUGUAAGAUCAUGAUAUAUUUCACCGAGUGAGCACCAAAAUUUGUAUUUUACGAGUUGUGUAGCCACGAGUGAAAUAUUUACUUUUGUUGUUCACAAGAUCAUAUAUAUUGCUAUCUUUCACAGAAACAAAGAUUUAUUUCUUUUUAUUAUAUGCGUUAAAUUUGAAUUAUUUAUACCUUUUUAGAAAAAAACGCUCCAAUUCGUAUAUGCACGUAAUGCCAUUUCGGAUAUGUCGUUGUUGAAAUUGUGCGCUGUUUUAUUGGAACCAAGAGCGGGUGCAACUUUCAAAUCAAUGAAAAAUACCAGUGGUAUUUUCACUGUUUGAAACAGUGAUAUAUCAUUUUGUUCACUGCUUUAUCUCUAUAAACCACAUGAAAGCAAUACACAGCGCCUUAAUGCGGCUAUAUCAAUUCGACUUGACAACAAUUUAAUUUUUUCUCAAUGCAUAGAUUGUUUGCCAAUGGUACUUUACAGUUUCCUAAAUGGCGGUCCCAGGAUAUGAAACAAACUCAUAUAGCGUGAAUAUCAUCAUUUUAGUGUGGAUAUAAUAGUUAUACAAAUGCAUUGCUUUUCGCAUGUUAUGUUACAUAUGAAUGAACAAUAAAUGCAUGUAUGAAUCUAACAACAUAAUGACUAGAGCCUGUUUUACUGUCUUAUUUUCUCACAAUUUUCUUUUGACGGAGAUAAAAGCUGGAAAAUGAACUACAAGUGAAUGUGUAUACUCGUCCAGUGAAAUGGCGAAAUAAACUACACCUGUAAUUUCCAUUCUUACACAUAAAUAGACAAUGGACCUAUUGGUGGUUGGUUGAUCAUGGUGUACCAUGUCUGUGCUGCCGUAAAACAGCACUUCAUUCAGUAGCUUCAAGAAAAUACCAUGAUCUGAAAUGACUGUUUAAAAUGCACAGAAUAACAUUCGUGUCAAACUGAAAGACGAUGGCUACAAAAGGUGCCAAAUACUUCUAUUCGACGGAUGACAACGUUUCCUUGAAAAUGUGAAACUUUAACAUCAAAACAUCCCAAAUAAAUGUUAUCCGAAACAGUUUCCUUUUGUGAUGACCUCAUCGUGUGAUGUAAUUAUGGCAGUAUACACAUGCUUGACCACGCGGCAGCAUUGAGAUUUCG
Molecule: messenger RNA, 3805 nt
Organism: Mya arenaria
Lineage: Eukaryota; Metazoa; Mollusca; Bivalvia; Myida; Myidae
Product: tripartite motif-containing protein 45-like
Exons: 2
Coding region: 36-1004 (322 amino acids)
Biological process (GO): positive regulation of DNA-templated transcription
Cellular component (GO): nucleoplasm; chromatin
Molecular function (GO): ubiquitin-protein transferase activity; zinc ion binding
Source: RefSeq, a predicted model, not a curated record